GUAAGAUGGUUGGCUCAAGUGAUGGAGUUAUGGCACAAGCUCUUCACAAUUCGCAGAAAAAAUGAGCCAAACCGAACACAGAAGACAGCAGCGAGUAGAGAAACGAGGUGUCUAGUGUGUUUUGUGAAGAAAAACGCUAGUAGUUGUUAUUUAAGUGUGUUUUUUCUAUUUUUGGUGUUAAUUAAGGUGUCUAGUGUGUUUUGUGAGAGGAGAGAGAGAGUGAGUGAGUGUGAGGUGGUGUCAAGACUAGCAGGGGUGGCGCAGGAGAAAUCAGCCCCGUUACUACUGCAGAAGGAAGACGUGCGGGUAUUACUGUUUCGAGAGUGCGAUACGAGAGGGCGCAAGCUUCUCUAUGACUCGAAAACAGUGCUCCAGGUGCCUCUAGGGGAUGCAGCCCCCCACGCAGGCCCCCCAGCCCCCAAGGCACUGUUCAAGGGGAGCUGGGGGAGUGUGGGGGGCGCCAUGUCUCUCCAGGCCCAUAAAACCCCCGUGGUGAGGUCGACGGCGGGACAGAGAAGUGAAGCGUUUGCGGAAGUCUGUGGCGGUUAUGGCUAUCAGUACCAGCAGAAGGAAGGGGAUACUAAGGCAGUGGGUGAGCUGGUCUUUGGCUCUGUGGACUUGGCAUACCGCGGGUCCUGCUCCAAGCUCCACCUGCUCCAAGAACCCCCGCAGCGAGUCCUCCUGUCCCGCACCGCCCCGGCACCCACCUCACACCUGCCUCGCCUCCCUGCCGCUAGUGACCCAGGUAUAGAGGACUCAUCGUUCAGCUCAUCGAUCAGCUCUUUAAGUGACGGCGCUGUGACCUCAGGCUCCCUGGAGGUGCCUUGGGGAGUGGGGGGGUCACACACACUGGCCAUGAAGGUCCCACAAUGCCUCGGGUCCUCGCUGAGUGAAGGGGACUCUGGGUUCGGUGGUCCCCCUUCUCCAUACUCCUCUACUUGUGGGUCUUUCCUCUCGCCGGUGUCUGUGCCCAACACCCCUCAUGGCACCCCCUCCUCCCGCCAAGGAUCAGGAAACAGCCUCAAGAACUCUGGGAGCCUUAACAGUUUGCAGCGACGGUUUCUACGCAGCGUCAACACAUCGCUGGAGGCUUUGGGGGUGGUGGAGGAGGGGGGGAGGGGCGCAUCACCAAGCCACCACACCCAGCGCCGCACCACCAAGCUGGGACUGGCGGUGUUGAUACAGUUACAAGGACAGCACCACCAGCAGGAGAGUGUUGAGGACUGGCUAUUCCUGCACCUUGGGGUUAUCGAGAGUGCCAUCAACAAGCUACAGACAGCCCUGCACUCAGCCUACCUCCAUCGCCAGAGCUUUGUCUCCACCACACACGCUGCUGUCUCUAAACUGCAACAGGAUCUGGUGGACCUGGUGAGCGGGCCAAGGCUGGGACGUCCUGUGUGGCUGGGGCUCCUGGGACAGUCUGCGGCAGCGGCGGAACGGCACGCCCUCUGCUGCUCAUUUGUGGACACUCUGGCGGCUGUUCUGAGCACCUUCGACACUAAACAUACUAAUUUCUUCGUGAGUAAGUUGCUGACCGCGGUGUUGACUCAUCACCUUGGCUGGGUGUCCACUGUAGCCCCAAGCGAUCCACCACCCUUGCCACCACCACCGCCAUCUCCCACUGCCACCACCAAUGCCAGCACCACCACGCCAGGCACCACCACCACCACCACCACCACCGCUGCUCAGAUUCCUCCAUUCACUCCAGCUCAGCCUUCAUGGGCGGAGCGUUUGAGUGAGUCCCACCCGUACAGUGCAGUUUGGGCGCAGCUGUGUGAGUUGAGUGGUGCGGUUGGCUACCCCCCCCGCGCCGCUCGCACUGUUCUCCUGGGCUCCAACACCACUCUGCUACAUCACCUCCUCACCAUCCUCUCUUAUAUCAUCAGGUGUUCUCAGGUAGUGGAGCAGCAGGUGGAGGCCCCACAAGACACACCCACCAGUGCCUCCGCCUUGCCUAAACACCUCCAGACGUCCUCACAGUGUUCCUCCGCCGCCUCCAUCUCUACCAUAGUGGAGGAGGUGCCAGGUUUACAGAGGGAUGCUAGCUUGAGACACAGCAGGAGGGCGGCAAGGGGUGGAGUGAGGGGGCAGGAGGCACGUGGCGGGGCAGGGGAGGGUGUGGAGCAGGGGAAGGAUGCCGGGGAAGGAAAACGUUGGAUGUUAAAUGAUGGUGAGGAGAUUGUGAUUCGCGUCGUGAGUGAGGGUGGCCGGCCAUCCUCUCCUGCCUCACCACAGUCCCCACAGCCCCCACAGCAACCCCAGCCCUCACAGCACCCCCAGGGAACACCACAGCCACCCCCACAGUCCACCACAUCAGUCACAGAAACCACCUCUCUGUCUCCACCUCCGCCAAGUUUAUCCACCAGCAAGACAUCUUUCAAUCUUUCCUCCUUGGCGUGUGAGGAGGAGGAGGAGGGUGAUGCAUACCUCCCCCCAGCCCCUCCCUCUGGUCUGUACCCCCCACUGCACCACCUGGAUGACCACAGGGAGACUUUUGGCCCUGUGGUGCUGGAGCCGGGGAAAAUCGCAGAAAAGGUACAAAAACUUUUCCGUUCGUCAUCGCAGCGUGAGACAGAUGCCACAGCACACACACAGACGCCACAGCCUACACAGAUGUCCCUCACAACCCCCAGCCUCACAAGCCAGCCCUCAAAGCACCCCAUGACACAUACACAGCCCCAGCAAGCCCCUGUUCCGCCACCAAGGACUAAAAGAUCCAUGUCGAAAAGUGAAUGUAUCCCAAGUGAAUCUGACACAGCUGGCCUGAGGAAGGUUCACCCAGACAGUGUUGUUAUACCAGCCAAGGACAUCCAGCCUGAAGUGGAGGAAGGUGGCAGAGUUCUUCUUCUCCACCACAACACUCCGCCACACCCACACACACUCACACCCCAACGCACGGCUCCACGCACACUCAGACUCACACAUACACAAACACACGCACACACCCGCAGGAACCGUACUUACAUGCACACUCGGAGUCGCACAUACGCACACACGCACAUGCUGACUCACAAACACGCACAUACCCUAAACACACAUAUACACACAAAGCUGGCUACAGGGUACAGUGGCUUGGGGUGUGGUGGCCUAGCAGGGGUGCAGGGAGCUCGGGUGAUCUGCCUGCCACACCCUGUCGACACACGGCGCAGGGUCAGGUUGAGAAAUGUAGGUCGCGAAUCAGUGCGUGACCUCACAAAAUUAGAGAGAACAGUUUACCCAGCACUAAGUCACCUGAAGGAGGACAUGUGUAAGCCAAGUGUUCAGACCCCAAGGGCUUCCCAGGGUACAGGGGGGCUGGGUGUGGCAUCCUGUGGGGCCAGGGACGCCACACAAACUCACAGACGCCACCACAGCGACCCGACCAAUGGUGUGUUUACGACUUCACCGCCCCCAAGCCUUAAGGAUGUCUUGGAGGAGCAGACUGAGACCAAGACACCUGCACACCCCCACACCUGCAGGGAAGGUGUGGAGGGUGUGGAGGUGGGGGAGGUGGUGCAAGAGAAAAAGGACGAGGAGCAGGAGACGCAAGGACAGGCAGUGACGGAGGCCAGAGAGGAGCCUGUGGUGAUUGGCAUGCCAAAAUGCGUCUACACCACCACCACCACCACCACCACCAGCACCACCACCACCAGGACGCAGCGCCACGGGUUAGCUGGGUCACUGUUAGGCGGUGUGCUGGACCACUAUGCCUCACCUUUCAUCCUGCACGCCACCACCCAGACACAGCGCUGGGAGGACAUGCUGCGUCAGGACCUCUCAUCUGCCGCCCACCACUCUCCAUUAGACCCUCAAUUGGCGGAGGCGGUCGCUGUGGUCGCUGAUACAGAUUCCUGGGAGGUGCAGGUGGUCUCCUCUCACUCCUAUGUGGUGGGUGGCAGCGGCGGCGGCGGUGUGGUGGGGCUGAGAGUGGAUGCCUCCCCUCUUGUCUCAUCCAUCACUGACUCUGUUCUCGAUCUCACAAGACUUGGCAUCAGUCCUUUGUUCGUAGUACAGCAUAUGGAGCAACUACUGAGCGAGCUGUACUUAAAAUCACAGCUCCUGGCCCAGUACCUCUUGGGUGGGGCCAUGGCUGGGGGCGGGGGGGCCACAGCAGCGCCCUACCACCUCCCUGACCUCACUCGCUCCCUGGGGCUUGAUGUGAACGACCUGCCUUUACUCCUGGCUGUGGCCUCGACGCACACACCCGCCCUCACACAUAUGUACGGCCUGUGUGUGCGGUGAUUGUUCCUAAGGCCUGUAUGUGUGUGUGUGUGUGUGUGUGUGUGUGUGUGUGUGUGUGUGUGUGUGUGUGUGUGUGUGUGUUGGGUAGCCAUCUAUGCACUCUUAAUAAGUUGAAGGAAGUUUGUGUUGAGUUAAUAUUGUUACUCUGUGUUUUGGUGUUGUCAAAGCAUCACAGUGUUGAUUCGUGGUGUUAAGAGUGUGUUAGAUGGUGUUGCUGGUGUGGUAAGGGUGGCAGCUGGCUGUGUCAACUGAGAGAGAGAGAGAGAGAGAGAGAGAGGUAGGGUGCUGGUGCAUUAAGGUGUUAGAGCAAAGAAAAAGGUCAGAAAACAUGGUCACAGAUUAGGUGUGUGUGUGUGUGUGUGUGUGUGAGUGUGUGAGUGAGUGAGACCAAGCGCGCAAAGGUCACAUUGCCACAAAAAUAUUCCAAUACUUUCAUUCACAGUAUCAUAAUUCAAGAUACUGUCAGUUCUCUCUCUCUCUCUCUCUCUCUCUCUCUCUCUCUCUCUCUCUCUCUCUCUCUCUCUCUCUCUCUCUCUCUCUCUCUCUCUCUCUCUCUCUCUCUCUCUCUCUCUCUCUCUCUCUCUCUCUCUCUCUCUCUCUCUCUCUCUCUCUCUCAUCACUCCUAUUUUUUUUUUCUUUUUAUAAAUCAACAAUGAAUACAUGAACACAUAUUUAUUUGUAUUUUGAUUCAGUAUUGAUUGAAAAAUGUAUAUAUAUGUUUGUAUGUAUGUUUGUAUAUGUGUAUUUAUCGGAGUAUUAUCUUUGUGCAUGUGCUGGCGUUAUUAUUAUUGUUAUUUUUAUUAUUAUUAUUGUUAUUGUAGAUUCGGCAUUCACAUUACUUAAGUUUCCCCCUAAUUACAUAUUUUUUCAUGUAUUUAUGUAAUUUUUCCUUUUAUUUGCAUUAUUUUUCCAUGUAUGUGUGAUUUAAGAUUAUUACACAAACAAAUAGCAUAUGUCUUAAGUGUCGGGUAAACAGUUUAUGUAUAUUUUGAUUUCUGUAUGUGAGAUGAAGGCUGUGGGCAUUACACACUUGAUAUAUACAAGUGUGUGUGUGUGUAUGUAUGUAUGUGUGGGGAAGGAAAACAACACAUAACUGCCUAACUCAUUUUGUUAUCUCUUUGUACGGUAAUGAAGAGAAAGAUGCAAGUUUUAUAUCAAUUUUGUAAUGUUUCUAAGCUAGUCAAGGAAUAAAUGAGCACAAAGCAUUAUUUUAAA
This is a messenger RNA of Portunus trituberculatus (swimming crab), 5436 nucleotides long. RefSeq lists its product as uncharacterized. The record is from RefSeq and is a predicted model, not a curated record. Gene Ontology annotation, cellular component: cytoplasm. Gene Ontology annotation, molecular function: ATPase inhibitor activity; protein-folding chaperone binding. The transcript has 16 exons. NCBI's taxonomy places the organism in Eukaryota, Metazoa, Arthropoda, Malacostraca, Decapoda, Portunidae. Bases 22 to 4221 code for a protein of 1399 amino acids.